Molecule: messenger RNA, 3080 nt
Organism: Myxocyprinus asiaticus (Chinese sucker)
Lineage: Eukaryota; Metazoa; Chordata; Actinopteri; Cypriniformes; Catostomidae
Product: cGMP-dependent protein kinase 1-like
Exons: 18
Coding region: 297-2351 (684 amino acids)
Biological process (GO): protein phosphorylation
Molecular function (GO): ATP binding; cGMP-dependent protein kinase activity
Source: RefSeq, a predicted model, not a curated record
CCGCGCGCUCACACGGAUACACUUCUGUCAGUGAGUGUAGUGUUUGGAUUUGUGCGCUUCUGUGAGGCUGAGCGCUUUUUCUUUUCUUUUUUUGUGUUACAUGGAUACACCGACAUAGUUUUUACCCCCCACGGGCUUCUCAGUUUUUUAAAUGGUUGUCGUCCUUUUAUAAUAGACUAGAAGCUAGUUUAGUGAGCAGGAUUUCUGUCCUCUCAGUAAAGUUGUUAAAAGUGCAGAUUUUUGUGGAUCAGUUUGGUUUUAUUCGGCUCUGAUCGGGUUUAUUCGGUUCGGAAGGGAUGACGAUGGGAACUUUACGCGACCUCCAGUACGCGCUUCAGGAAAAGAUCGAAGAACUGAGGCAGAGAGACGCGCUCAUUGACGAACUUGAGCUCGAGCUUGACCAGAAAUACGAACUCAUUCAGAAACUGCAGAACGAACUGGAUAAGUACCGCUCCGUGAUCCGCCCGGCGACCCAACAGGUCCAGAGUCGCUCGGAGCUGCCGGAGCAUCACCGCACCAAACGUCAGGCGAUCAGCGCCGAACCUGCCAACGUCCAGCAGCUGAGUCACGUGACCCUGCCCAACGUCCCCAAAAGCGCCAAGUCUAAGGAACUGAUCAAGUCCGCUAUCCUAGACAAUGACUUCAUGAAGAACCUGGAGAUGUCUCAGAUCCAGGAGAUAGUGGACUGUAUGCAUCCAGUGGACUAUGACAAAAACAGCUGUGUUAUUAAUGAGGGGGAUGUGGGCUCCCUUGUCUACGUCAUGGAAGAGGGGAAAGUGGAAGUGACUAAAGAAGGAUUAAAGCUGUGCACUAUGGGACCAGGAAAGGUGUUUGGAGAACUCGCCAUCCUUUAUAACUGCACCAGGACAGCCACUGUGAGAACUGUGACCAGUGUAAAGUUAUGGGCCAUCGACAGACAGUGCUUCCAAACCAUCAUGAUGAGGACGGGGCUCAUCAAACAUGCCGAAUACAUGGAGUUAUUGAAAAGUGUCCCGACAUUCCGAGGUCAUCCAGAGGAAAUACUGAGCAAGCUGGCUGAUGUCCUUGAAGAGACACACUAUGAGGAUGGCGAUUACAUCAUUCGACAAGGUGCAAGAGGAGACACUUUCUUCAUUAUCAGUAAAGGAAAAGUAACUGUGGCUCAAGAAGAAUGUCCGGGUCAGGAUCCAGACCAUCUGCGUUCCCUGGGGAAGGGCGACUCAUUUGGGGAAAAAGCCCUACAAGGGGAGGAUAUCAGAACAGCUAACUUCAUUGCAGCAGAGACUGUCACCUGCCUUGUGAUUGACAGAGACUCAUACAAACACUUGAUUGGAGGUCUUGAAGACGUGUCUAACAAAGGCUGUGAAGACGCAGAGGCAAAGGCAGAGUACGAAGCAGAGAAUGCCUUUUUCUCAAACCUAAACCUGUCUGACUUCAACAUCAUUGACACUCUUGGAGUUGGAGGAUUUGGACGUGUUGAACUGGUGCAGCUUAAGAGUGAUGAGCUGAAGACGUUUGCGAUGAAGAUCCUGAAGAAGUGUCACAUUGUGGACACGAGACAACAGGAGCACAUUCGCUCUGAAAAACUCAUCAUGCAGGAGGCACACUCAGAUUUUAUUGUCAGACUCUACAGGACAUUUAAGGAUAGUAAAUACCUCUACAUGCUGAUGGAAGCGUGUCUGGGUGGAGAAUUGUGGACAAUUCUCAGAGAUAAGGGCAACUUUGAUGAUUCAACUACGCGGUUUUACACGGCAUGUGUAGUGGAGGCAUUUGCUUACCUGCAUUCCAAAGGCAUCAUAUACAGAGACCUCAAACCAGAGAACCUGAUACUGGACCACAGAGGCUAUGCCAAACUAGUGGAUUUUGGCUUUGCUAAGAAGAUCGGCUUUGGGAAGAAGACGUGGACGUUUUGCGGUACUCCAGAGUAUGUGGCUCCAGAGAUCAUCCUGAACAAAGGACAUGAUAUCUCAGCAGAUUAUUGGUCCCUCGGUAUACUCAUGUACGAGCUACUGACCGGAAGUCCUCCUUUUUCAGGCCCUGAUCCAAUGAAAACGUACAACAUCAUUCUAAGAGGCAUUGACAUGAUAGAAUUCCCCAAAAAAAUCACCAAAAAUGCUGCCAAUCUCAUCAAAAAGCUAUGCAGAGAUGCUCCCUCUGAAAGACUAGGAAACUUGAAAAACGGUGUCAAAGACAUCCAAAAGCACAAAUGGUUUGAAGGGUUUAACUGGGACGGAUUGAAAAAAGGAACACUGAUACCCCCCAUCAUCCCCAGUGUAACAUCAUCUACGGACACCAGUAACUUUGACAGCUUUCCAGAGGACAAUGAAGAUCCACCACCUGAUGAUAACUCAGGCUGGGAUAUAGACUUCUAAAAAGACUUAAACACACGUAUGAACACACAUGCACAGACACUCAACACUGCUCACAUGGGACUUUUGCCUGGGAUAGACUUGCUUCUCUUGCGAGUGCUGCACUACUGUAUGGACUUGAGGAGAAAUUAAGGAAGAAGCCGGAGUGAAAAAUGAUUUUUGUUCACCAUGAAAUGAAGUUCUCAUGGAGUGACUAAACUGACUAUAGAGAUGCAGAGUCAAAAAAAUGAAUCUUGUUUGUGUGUAUGUGUGUGUUUGUGUGUGUGUGUGUGUGCUCACCUUUGACCCAGAUAACCACCUUUACUGUGAGGUAACUGACGAGGCAGUCCAUUUAGGGAAAAGGUUGUGACCUCAGUGCUUUGUCUUCUCCCUGAUUGGCUGCAAACUCCUUAUUCACCAAUCCCUGUGCAGACUACUCUUACAAAGACUAUGUAUGUGAAAACAACACUGUAUGUCAAAGCUACGUGUCGAGGGAGUCCAGACAGACCUGAAUGUUACUCUUAAAGUAAUACUCAUUCAUUAUAGCACAUGUACAUAGUAGCAUAGUAUCACUACCCCAAAAACACACACGUAUGCUGACAUUCAUGUCAUGUAUCAGUUAAUCUUUCACAUGUAUCAUAAUCUGUCAAUCAUAAAAUCCUUAUGGCUCAGUUUCACGCAAAAGCCUGGUGCACUCUGAAGAAUGAGCAGAAAACAAAGCAAAAAACGCACAGAGUGAAUCGGAGAUCAUUU